UAAACAAUUACAUUUAAUUUUCUACUUAUCUGGUCGACAUCAUUUCGAAAAGGUCUACUAAUAAAUUCAAGGUGAUGGUAACAAAUAUGACAGACACACCAGCACCCGUGGCAUCUGCAGUUGUCGUUCCUAAACAAGAUGCGCCAAACGUUAAAAGUCCCCGCAGGAAGCGUCGACAAUCAUCCGUGUCCGAAGAUGCUUCUAAACGUCUCCGAAUCUCCACCGAAGACAGCGCCAUCUCUACAUCCACUCUACAUUCCUCUUCACAAGCUUUAGAUUCUACAAAGCUUGAAUCACCUGGAAAGAAUCAACCUCUUGCUGUUUCACCAGAAGCCGCGAGAAAUGGUCGUUCCGAAAGAAGAAGAAGUAGUGUUCAAGAGGAACGCAAGCGCGGCCAAAGAUUAUUUGGAGGCUUGCUGAAUACUCUUAAUCAAAGUACACCAAAUGGACAACAGAAAAGGCGACAAGAGAUCGAAGCACGACAAAAGGAGAGAGCCGCGCAACGAAAAGCUGAAGCAGAAGCUAGGAAGAAACAGAAGGCAGCGAGUCUUCAAGCGGUACGAGUGGUUGAGCAAGUGAAAUUUCAGGAAGAAUCGAUGCGAAUGCGACAUUCGAAUAUGUUAGCUAUAGCCCAGUUUCUUUCUACAGAAACAGAGCCAAAACUGUAUUACAAACCAUGGCAACUAUCACCCAACAAUGAAGCCAGAAUCAAGACCCAAAUCAAAGAAGUAGAGAUGUUGAUUGAAGAAGAAAAGUCCCAGUGGGCGAGUAAACAUCCAGAACAAGAUCCAAAAGCUGAUGGGGAAUCUGAAGUAAAGGUGACGUCUGAUGUGAUGAUGGGUGAGCCUCAUGUGGAGUCUCCAUCUAAUCCUAACAUUGAUACUACUAAUCCAAUCUCUACACUUGUUGCUCAGUCUUCACAGGUCAAGACUGAGAAAGAUAAUUUGGAAGAGCAUAAUGGUGAGGUAGUAGUAGAAGCAGAGGAGGAUACUGUUAUUUACUGAUUGCUCUAAAUGAAUGGGUUAAGGAGUUUAGCUUGCCGGAAAAUGCUCAAAUGGUAUUUAGGUGAUGGUGUGGUGUUUUCAGGAGGUCAAUGAUAUCCCACGCCAGCUUGUACUCUAGACCUGGCUAUAUUAAAAUGUUUCUUUUCUCUU
Molecule: messenger RNA, 1154 nt
Organism: Botrytis sinoallii
Lineage: Eukaryota; Fungi; Ascomycota; Leotiomycetes; Helotiales; Sclerotiniaceae
Exons: 4
Coding region: 75-1004 (309 amino acids)
Cellular component (GO): catalytic step 2 spliceosome
Source: RefSeq, a predicted model, not a curated record